This is a messenger RNA of Fusarium musae, 2493 nucleotides long. RefSeq lists its product as uncharacterized. The record is from RefSeq and is a predicted model, not a curated record. Gene Ontology annotation, biological process: DNA-templated transcription. The transcript has 4 exons. The coding region runs from base 1 to 2493 and encodes 830 amino acids. Gene Ontology annotation, cellular component: nucleus. NCBI's taxonomy places the organism in Eukaryota, Fungi, Ascomycota, Sordariomycetes, Hypocreales, Nectriaceae. Gene Ontology annotation, molecular function: DNA binding; zinc ion binding.
AUGAACGUUCCUCACAUACCCGGAGUCCAACCCGUGGCCAUUCCCCGACCUCAAGUUGGCAUUGAGCGCCUUCCAACUCGUCGCAUGAGCAAUGAGCCACGCGAAUCAAUGAACUGCAAGUCGUGUCGAAAGCGAAAGCAUCAUCGUGCCGGCCCCGACCCAGCAGCGAAGGCUAACUCAGCUGCAGACGCGGUCCCCAAAAAACGUGGACCAAAGACAGACGUAUUGGAAGCACUUUUGAAAAGAGUUGACGGGCUCGAGGCCAAGCUAAGAGAGAAGGGGGAAGACGAUGUGUCGCUUGCAAGCUCAAAUUUGCCAGGAGCUGGCAAAGGAGAAGCUUCUGAGAAUGGUUCUCAAGUCACUGAAGUUAGCGAGUCGACAACCAAACGUGCCACAGUAGACGCGCGUGCGUCUCCUGGCGAUACGGCAUCACUUUCUCCGCAAACUCCAAUAGCUCGACACACCACCGACCCUAGUGGGUAUCAAGCGGCUGCCAACCUUAGUGAAGACCUUGCAGCACGGGCUAGACGAGAGAUCAACAUCGACGAGCCGUCCAUAGAUGGAUUGCAGGCUCUUCUGUUGUUGGUCAGUGCCUUCACUGCGACAGGAAAAGGGAAGAAGGCGUACAUGCUUAUGACAAGUGCCACUGGCAUGGCCAUGGCGCUAGAGAUUCAUAAGGAAACUGACGGCCAGGCUCGAAUGACUCCAGUUGAACGCGAGAUGCGACGCCGACUCUUUUGGACGUGUUACUUGCUUGACCGGUUUCAAGCAACCGGUUCGAAGCGACCCAGCCUAAUAAGCGACAACACUAUUAUGCUGCGGCUUCCUUCUUGGUCGCCUAACUCAUCCUCGCUACCCGUCGAAGGCGAGUUCUUCCAAACAGGCUCGAACCUCCAGUACUUCCAGGGCAGCGACAAGAAACCCCAAGGGAGCAUGGGCAUGCUCAUCGACAUUACACGUGUUCUUGGAAACACAAAUCGAUAUCUUGCCGCUGGCGGCGUCAAGGGCGACUCUCACUUUCCAUGGCACACCCUCUCAACAAUAUCCAAGAUCCGUCAAGACCUAGAUGUGUGGGCUUCUGGAACUGAAGACGUCUUUUCCAACCUUGGCACUCUUUUUGGACAGGCCGACUCGACUAUCCUUCUGCUUAGCAAAGUCAUCUACCACCUGAUCCACUGUCUCAUUUACCGACCGUUUCUCCCUAUCGACCUUGCAGAACUUGCAGAGACAGGACAGCACCAAUCCUGGCAGAUUGAAGCCACUAACAUGUGCUUCCUUCACGCUAACGCGAUUAUGGAGCUGAUUCAGCUUGGGAAGCAAUCGGGGAUUGUUGACUGGCCGGCUUUCAUUGGAUAUUGCGUCUGCACAGCAGGGACAGUUCACGUUCACGGAGCCCACUACAGUCAGCAAGGAAACCAGGGCGAGUUCAAUGUCUUCAGCUCGGCAGCAGAGUUUCUGUCAAGAGAGAUGCAAUUCCUGAGUGAGCUGCGGUAUGCCUGGGCUACAGUACAACACCAACGUGAGACACUUCAAGACAUUAGCCACGCACAUGGCGAGUUGGUGAAAGCUCUAUCUCGCAGCUCAAUGCGCUAUACACCUGGAUUUCAUAGCGAGGAUUUCUUCGAUCGGUACUCCAACAUUGGAGGCCCGGGUGGCCCUUCUUUCAGUUUCGAUGCAGCCAAUCUUCGCCUUGCAGAUGUUGCAGUUGACAUGGGUGCUGGACCAGCUGCUGAAGACACCCUCCGAAACAACGAUGGAUUACAGCGACCGAGUCUCAAGCGCAAGAAUACGGCUCCGCCAGGACCUAUCAACCGGAGACGACCUGACGUGAAGGUUAUUUCGAGCCUGGCGCCCUCUGCAUCGGGACUACCUACUCCAGGCACCGCUCGACGAUCAUUCUCGUAUACAUCGGGAGGGAUGCCACAUUCAUCGCCUGGCCUCCUUGCAACACCAACCUCAAUCCCGACCCAUCACGAAAACCAGGAUAUGUACACUAUGCAUGACCACAUGGGUGGUGAUGCAUCCGCAAACAAUGCGGCAGUCGCGGCGGCAGCGGCAGCAGGUUUCACCAUGUCACCCACUUCGCAUGCCGUUUCAUCUCAUAACAUGCACCCAAUGGGUAGCGCACCUUUCAGCCCACCUUACAGCUAUGGCUCAGGGACAAGCAUUACGAAUGCUGGACCAGGAAUGAUCAACGAAGCGAACGGAGGCUAUGAUGCUAUGUUUGGAACAGUACCCACCAACGCCUUUGGCAGCCCAGCGGCAUGGCAAGGCGAUGACAGCCAUACCAAGAUGCACCUCAACCAGAUUCGCCCGACAGCGACAAGCCCUGGAGCGCGAAGCAACAAUGGCAGUACUGGAACAGGCCCAGGAGAGGAGAAGGACCCAUUCCUGGCGCUUCUCGAGCAACUGGCCGAGAAUGAAAAUCGAUCGCAGAACGGGCAUGGAGGCGAUCUUGACUUCUUCCUCGGUAACUCAACCGUCAACCCUUGA